UCCGCCCAUGUCCCACGUCACCGUUAAACUAUCGCGAUAUUUUCCGUUUAACACUCUAAGAUCUCGCGAUAUUUUAAGAGCGAGGGCCUCUCUAAGACGGUGUGCUUCAUGGCGGUUACGGAGACUGCGAAUUUGUUGAAUUGUUAAAGCUUCCCCAUCAGUCCUCUUCCCCUUGGGGGUUUUCCUGCCUCAGUCUGGUGGACCCAGCCAUUAGCGGGUUGCGUAGGGAGGUGAAGCUCUGACAAUGGAGAAUGGACAGGGCACAGGCUCCAAGCUGGGCCUGCCGCCCCUCACCCCAGAGCAGCAGGAGGCACUUCAGAGGGCAAAGAAGUAUGCCAUGGAACAAAGCAUUAAGAGUGUGUUGGUGAAACAAACUAUUGCUCAUCAGCAGCAACAGCUCACCAACCUGCAGAUGGCAGCAGUGACAAUGGGCUUUGGAGAUCCCCUCUCACCGUUACAAUCGGUGGCAGCUCAGCGGCAGCGAGCCCUGGCCAUCAUGUGUCGGGUGUAUGUGGGCUCCAUAUACUAUGAGCUUGGUGAGGACACCAUCAGACAGGCCUUUGCCCCUUUUGGCCCAAUCAAGAGCAUUGACAUGUCUUGGGAUUCUGUUACAAUGAAACACAAGGGGUUCGCCUUUGUGGAGUAUGAUGUGCCCGAGGCUGCUCAGCUGGCUCUGGAGCAGAUGAACUCAGUCAUGCUGGGGGGGCGAAACAUUAAGGUUGGGCGGCCAAGUAACAUCGGUCAGGCGCAACCCAUCAUUGACCAACUGGCAGAGGAGGCGCGCGCCUUUAAUCGGAUCUACGUGGCAUCAGUCCACCCCGACCUCUCAGACGAUGACAUCAAGAGUGUGUUUGAGGCCUUCGGAAGGAUCAAGUCUUGCACGUUAGCCAGAGACCCCACCACAGGGCGACACCGAGGCUUUGGCUUCAUCGAGUAUGAAAAGCCUCAGUCAGCCCUGGACGCUGUUUCUUCUAUGAACCUCUUUGACCUGGGGGGUCAGUACCUACGGGUGGGCAAAGCAGUGACCCCGCCCAUGCCCCUACUGACCCCCACGACCCCCGGUGGUCUGCCGCCUGCUGCAGCAGUGGCUGCAGCGGCAGCCACCGCUAAGAUAACGGCCCAGGCAAGUAUGAAUCCCUUCCAAAGGGAUUUAAUGGCCUUCCAGGAGGCUGUAGCCGGUGCUUCAGUCCUGGGGGCGUUAGCCGCGCCCCAGCUUCUAAGUCAGCAAAUGGGAAUACCUCAGGCUGUUAUGGCUGCCCAGGCACCAGGGGUCAUCACAGGUGUGACGCCAGUGCGUCCUCCCAUACCAGUGCUCCCCCAGGUUGGUCUUGUGAACCCUGUGCUCGCGUCGCCUCCAGUCCUGUCUAAUCACGCUGGCAGCGCCAACCAACUAGAGAGGAAGGAGGAGAAGGAGGAAUCGCUGCAGGAUGGAACAGGCCAGGAGAUGCUGAGCGACCAAGAACACAUGAGCAUCUCGGGCAGCAGUGCCAGACACAUGGUGAUGCAGAAACUGCUCAGAAAAUCAGAGUCCACGGUCAUGGUGCUUAGAAAUAUGGUUGGCCCAGAGGACAUUGACGACGAUCUGGAGGGGGAGGUGACGGAAGAGUGUGGGAAGUUUGGCGCCGUCAACAGAGUCAUCAUAUACCAAGAAAAGCAAGGAGAAGAAGAGGAUGCAGAUGUCAUUGUCAAAAUUUUUGUAGAGUUUUCAAUGGCCUCAGAGAUGAACAAAGCCAUCCAGGCCCUCAACGACCGCUGGUUUGGAGGUCGCAAAGUAGUCGCAGAGGUGUAUGACCAAGAUCGCUUCAACAGCAGUGACCUCUCCGCUUAAAGUGUCUGAAAUGGUUUACCAGCGUCCAUGUCACCAAACUCAUUUCAGCCACAGUCUCUAGCUAGAGAAACGAGCCUCUGAAAUCUGUAAUUAUGUUUAUUUCUUUUUUUAAAUUGCUGUUGAUAUUAAUGUCAAAACGCCCCAUUUGAGGGUAUUGGUUAGAAAUAUUUUCCUGUCAGAUUUUUGCUUUAUCUGUGAAGACAUUUUUUUUUUCUUUUUUUGUGUUGGUGCAAGUUUGACUUUUGUAAUCUAAUCUUGUGGUACAUUUACAUUUUCCUGCUUUAACACCUUUUUAUCCUUUUAAUGAAGUUGCCCGGGGCAUGUAAACACUUUCUUUCCUUUCCAAAAUUAAAGGUUCUUGUUUGUCCACAAACAGUGUGAUGCAUUUUUUUUUUUUUAUAAAUGGUUAUCAAUAAAAAAUCCUUGAAUUUC
This is a messenger RNA of Pungitius pungitius (ninespine stickleback), 2260 nucleotides long. Its product is annotated as poly(U)-binding-splicing factor PUF60-like. Lineage: Eukaryota; Metazoa; Chordata; Actinopteri; Perciformes; Gasterosteidae. The record is from RefSeq and is a predicted model, not a curated record. Gene Ontology annotation, biological process: regulation of alternative mRNA splicing, via spliceosome; alternative mRNA splicing, via spliceosome; mRNA splice site recognition. Gene Ontology annotation, molecular function: RNA binding. The transcript is spliced from 12 exons. Gene Ontology annotation, cellular component: precatalytic spliceosome; catalytic step 2 spliceosome. Bases 245 to 1828 code for a protein of 527 amino acids.